Messenger RNA from Dendrobium catenatum, 3283 nucleotides. RefSeq names its product WD repeat-containing protein 44. Gene Ontology annotation, molecular function: protein binding. The coding region runs from base 227 to 2728 and encodes 833 amino acids. Lineage: Eukaryota; Viridiplantae; Streptophyta; Magnoliopsida; Asparagales; Orchidaceae. The transcript has 7 exons. The record is from RefSeq and is a predicted model, not a curated record.
AACUAGUUUAUAGACGGCGGACCUAUCUAUUUUCCCCCACCAAACAUUACUUCCAACGACGAUCCUCUACUUCCUAUUAUUUCAUAGGGCUUCGAUCCUCCUCCACUUUCUAGAUUACGCGCUUGAUUCUUGCAAACCUUCUUUCUCCGCAAAUCUCUUCGCCGGGAUCUGAAUGCCGCUAUAAUAUGAGUAAUUCGGCGGUGGAGGAGGUCGAGCUGUGUAUAAAAUGAGUAAUUCGGCCGGGGUGGAGAUUGAAGAGGAAGAAGAACAGUUCUACGAGUCUCUUGAUCGGGUCCUUUCGUCUUCGUGCUCUUCCACCUCUUCAUCUGAUGAAGACGGCGACUAUAGCCACCACCAGCACCAUCGUCGCCGAUCCCGCUUCCACCUGCCGCAGGCCGUAUCCUUUGACCUAUGGCUUUCUGAGCCGGGCACCGUCGAGGAGCGGCGUCGCCGCUUGCUUCAUCAGAUGGGCCUCACCGGUGACCAUUCGCUCGCGCGAGUGAAGCCCGACGGUGAGGGAGUCGAUGUCGGAACAAGUCAUGUUAGGGAGGGAGAGAUGGGGCGAUCCGUGUCGUGUAAUGGCCUCUGUCCUCGGCAAGACGAGAAUAGUAUUGCCUCUUCUGCCUGCGUUAUCUCCCGCUCCAGAUCCGAUGGCUCUGUUGAACAUGGAGUUGUAAAUAGUCAGCUGCCGGCCGCCGCCGGCAAGCCGCCACUUGUCGUGAGAUCGCGGCCGUCUGUCUGGGGAGACGUUAAGGGUUUUGUCGGGAAUGGCAUUGCUGGAUUUAUCAAAAAAGAGGAUGCGCAGAGGUGCACGAUCAAGGACCUGGACAACGGCACGGAGUUCGUGUUGAAGGAUUUCCGAGAGGACGGGAUGUGGAAUAAGGUUAAGGAAGUGGGGACGGGGAAGCAGUUGACAAUGGAGGAAUUCGAGGUAUGCGUUGGCAGUUCCCCCAUCGUUCAGGAGCUGAUGCGGAGGCAGAACGUGGAGGAGGGAGGAAGAGGUAACGGCGGGUCAGGCGGCCGGCCGAAGGACGGCGUUGGAUUGAGUGGUGGUGGGAGUGCGAAGAGACGGUCAAGCUGGCUAAGGAGUUUAAAGAACGCUGUGACUACAGGGAGUCAGCGGGAUCGUCGCAGCAGCGACGAGAAGGAUACCUCGUCGGAAAAAGGAGGGAGGAGAUCUAGUUCGGCUACCGAUGAUAGUCAGGACAUGCCCCAGUUGCUUCAGCACGGCCCUAAGCGGAUGAAGGUCCGGCAGUACGGGAAGUCACAUAAAGAGCUUACUGGUUUGUACUUGAGCCAGGAGAUUCAUGCUCAUAAUGGAUCCAUCUGGACUAUUAAAUUCAGCUUGGACGGUCGUUACCUGGCUAGUGCUGGAGAGGACUGUGUCAUCCAUGCGUGGCAGGUCUUGGAACACGAGAGAAAGCCGGAUUUGUUGUUGGAUGGAACAGGGGAUGACAAUCUUAAUGGAAAUCCUCUUCCAGCGGCCAGUAGUAAUACUUCUCCAGCAGCUAUACUUCCAGGGCAAUGCACCGAGGGGAGUUCUUGCGAGAAAAAGGGAAGGCCGAAGGAUUUUGGUGGGACGAAGUCUUUCAGCUCAAGGGAUUUGAAGGUGCCAGAGCAGGUAUUUGCUCUCUCGGAGAGGCCAAUUUGCUCCUUCAUUGGUCACCUUGAUGAUGUACUUGAUCUCUCAUGGUCCAAAUCUCAGUAUUUACUCUCUUCUUCCAUGGACAAGACGGUCAGGCUUUGGCACUUGUCUAGUCACUCUUGCUUGAAAGUAUUCUCACAUAGUGACUACGUGACAUGCAUUCAGUUCAAUCCUGUUGAUGAUAGAUACUUCAUUAGUGGUUCUCUAGAUGCAAAAGUCCGCUUAUGGAGUAUCCCACAUAGGCAAAUUGUUGAUUGGACUGAUCUGCAUGAGAUGGUUACUGCUGCUUGCUAUACACCUGAUGGACAGGGUGCCUUAGUUGGUUCACAUAAAGGCAAUUGCCACUUGUAUGAUACGUCCGAUAAUAAGCUGCUGCAGAAGCAUCAAAUUCACUUACAGAACAAGAAAAAGAAGUCAAGUCAUAAGAAAAUUACUGGUUUUCAGUUUGUCCCAGACAGCUCAUCAGAAGUUCUAAUCACAUCUGCUGAUUCACGGAUUAGGGUCGUUGAUGGGAUCAAUCUCAUUCACAAAUUUAAAGGGUUUCGAAACACUAGCAGUCAAAUUUCAGCCUGCUUGACAGAAAAUGGCAAGUAUGUUAUAUGUGCUAGUGAGGACUCUUACGUGUAUGUAUGGAGAAAGGACACUGAUACCCGUCCAAGCAAAAGCAAAAGUGCCAUCUCUAUCACACAAUCCUACGAGUAUUUUAACUCCCAGGAUGUCACAGUUGCAGUUCCCUGGUCAAACACUAGCUCUAGAUCAGUAGCUAUUUCUGUGCCCAAUGGAAGCAACGGCCCCAAUUGCCAAUCAAAACCAAAUAAUAACUUAGAUUUUCUGGAAGAAACUAGUGGCCGAAAUAGUCCCCUCUCCCUAACAUAUCCUGACAAGGUAUUAUCAGCUACUUGGCCUGAGGAGAAGCUUCAUUCAUCCUCUGGCAAACACAGUCGCCAUAGUAGCAGCGAACUUUCCACGGGCGACUCGAUGAUGCAAACUAGCAAGUUAGCUUGGGGAAUGGUGAUUGUGACUGCUAGCCGAGGAGGAGACGUCAGAGUAUACCAAAACUUCGGCUUUCCUGCUCGCACUUGACCAAAGAGCAACAUGAUAGUAGCUCAGACGAGGAAGUAGACUUUCGACGUCAGACUGUCUGUAGUGAGUCACCAACACCACACAAGCUUAUUUGGUCGCUCAAGUACCCAAUUCGGAAAUAUGAGAACUAUUGCAGUAGCCAAAUAGCUUUCAUUGUGAAUUUUCAGGAUUCAGAUCUUCAGUGUAUAGUGAAUGUGCAUGGUGAAAGGGGGGUUGGGGCUAUCUAUUUGCUACGGCAAUUUAUUUAUUUUGAAGAUUGGGGUCUCAGAUCUUUAGGGAUUUUCGAUUUGGGAUAUCCUGUUUGUUUUUUUGUUUCUUAUACAUUUUCAUUUGAGGAGAAAAAAAAAGGAAAUUCAUGCAGCCUUUAAGGGUUUUUUGUUUAGGUUGGGGCUUUAGCAAGGCUGUGCUUAUUUUGUUCAUGUGCUGGGUUUUACCCGGAGGGGAAUAUAGAGAUAUGGUGUAUAGAAAUUUGUAUUAGAAUUGAUCAUUUUCAUAUAUAUAUAUAUUCAUGAACAUUGAGAUAUUAUUUUAAUGGAGAAGAAUAUACGAGGAAAA